AUGGAGACAGAUAACCUCCCUCUCUCCCCUCCACCAGAGCCCAAAUCAUCGAACUCAGACACGAAUCAAACCGUUAGCCUGGACUCGCCUCUUCGAACCACCCCCAUCCAUAAGCUACUACCUGAUGUCCGGGUCCCUUCUGAUCCCUUACCAAGUCACCGAUACCACCCCGUUACAUGUGCACCACUUGAUGUAGUUGAAUUCCAGGCUGAGUUACAACAGCUAAGAAAGCAAUAUACGACCUCCAUUGCGGCGCGUAAGGCGCAGGAAGAGGCGGCCAAGGAGGUGAAGAAACGGAUCGAAGAAUCGAAGGAGAAAACAGAGCAAAUCCAAAAGACCAUGCAGAGAAAAACUGAGGAGCGUGAGAUGGAGAGGAAAGUAUUCUUGAAGAUAAAGAAGGAAAAAGAGGAGAAGAUGCAGGGUGCAUGA
Molecule: messenger RNA, 429 nt
Organism: Trichophyton rubrum CBS 118892
Lineage: Eukaryota; Fungi; Ascomycota; Eurotiomycetes; Onygenales; Arthrodermataceae
Exons: 1
Coding region: 1-429 (142 amino acids)
Source: RefSeq, a predicted model, not a curated record